AUUCUCUCUCAUAACAUUUUUCUCUAAAAUCAUCUGUUUGUCUGUCUCCAUUCGUAGAUUACAAAUUGAUAAUUGUUUUCUUCUGAGUAAAAUUUUUCUUUGUACAUGGCUACCAACAAGUUUGCAACCAUGUUGCAUAGAAAUACCAACAAAAUCACAGUGGUUCUUGUCUAUGCCAUCCUUGAAUGGAUUCUCAUCAUCCUCCUUCUUCUAAAUUCCCUCUUUUCUUAUCUAAUAAUGAAGUUUGUGGAUUACUUUGGUCUUAAAAGGCCCUGCAUAUGGUGCACAAGGAUUGAUCACAUCAUAGAGCCUGAAAAUAACCAGUGUUCUUGCUGGGAUCUUGUGUGUGAAGCUCAUGCUUUUGAGAUUUCCAAGCUGGGUUUCUGCUUGAACCACAGAAAACUAGCUGAAUCACAAAAUAUGUGUGAGAAUUGUUCAUCUUCGUGUCAGCCAGAGUUUGUGAACUUGCCUCAGAGUUUUGGCCACUUUCCAUGGAUGCAGCAAAAGGGUAUGACUCAUGGUGCUGAUGGUAAUAACAAGGUACUUGAAAAUGGGAUGGAGCCUUUGAGGUGUUCUUGUUGUGGUGACAACUUUGUUAGCAAGUUUUACCUGAUCAGAGAUAAGCCCUCUUCGAGGGUUUUGGAUUGUACCCAGAAAGAGAAUUUGAUUACUGAAAGUGAGGUUGAGGCAGAGGUUGAUGAGGGCCAUCAUAACUCAGAUUAUGGAAUAGAUGAUUUUGUGGUGCUUGAACCUCUUGAAGAGGAACAGAACACUGUAGAGAAAAGGGGAAGCGACAUUGUUUUUUAUGCUGCGGAGGGCUCAGGUAGAGGAGGAAAGGAGGAAGAUGAUGUGAGUAUUUGUUUUGUGCAAGAAGAUGUUAUUUUGGAUUUUGAUUUAAAUUCUAGUGCAGAAUCUGAACCUGUUAUUGAGAAUUGUUACACUCCAUUGCAUACUGUGUCAGUGUCUUCAAGUCUAGAGUGCAGAAAGGCAUUCAAGACCAAUGGGAUUGAGUUAACCCCAAGGAGGAUUAGAGGUAAGAAAUUAGAAUCGAUAGUAGAAGAAGAAAAUUUGGAGCAAAACUGUCAAGAAGUGAAAUUAGCUCCAACGAUUGAAGACUCAAGAAUGAAUGGUAAUGUUGAUGCAAAUAUGAAAGGAAGAGAUGAGGAGUUAUCUUCAGUUGUACCAAAAGUGUUUGAAGAUGCAACACUAAUGCGCGAUGAUGAAUUAGGAGAAGAAGUCUCAACUCAAAAUCAGGAUUUUAUUCUGAAAUUCAAUGAAGAAGUGCAAGAAAUCUCAUCUUGUAGCACAACUACUUUUACUGUCCAAGAUGAUAGUGAGAAUCUACAUAAGCCACACAAGAUGCUAAUACUUCUUGAAAGAAAAGAAUCGGAAACAGAAGUAUCAUUGGAAGUAAGUUCCAUAUGUGAUACAGAAUGUGGUGAGUUGACAAUUGAGAAGUUGAAAUCAGCACUGAAAGCUGAAAGGAAGGCCUUAAAUAGUCUAUAUGAUGAACUAGAAGAAGAGAGAAGUGCAUCUGCUGUUGCGGCAAAUCAAACAAUGGCAAUGAUAAAUAGGCUUCAGGAAGAGAAAGCAGCAAUGCGGAUGGAAGCUUUGCAGUAUGAGAGAAUGAUGGAAGAACGAUGUGAGUAUGACCAGGAAGCUUUGCAGCUUUUGAAUGAACUUCUGAUAAAGAGGGAGAAAGAGAAACUUGAGCUAGAAAAGGAGCUUGAAAUAUAUCGAAAAAAGGUUCAUGAAUAUGAGGUUAGAGAAACUAUGAUAGUACCAACAAGAGAAAGUAACAUAAGAAGCAGAACUUCUCCUCCUUGUAGCAAUGCUAGAGAUAGUGAUCAACAUGAACUACCUAUUGAUAAGAGUCGAUACACAAGCCAAGAAAAUGUUGUUUAUAGCCAUCAAGAAGAGUUCAGAAGCCAGAGCACUUACGAAGAUGGUGUUAUAUAUUUGGAGGAAUCAUUGGAAAACUUGGAGGAAGAGAGGUUAUUGAUUCUAGAACACCUGAAUAUGCUGCAAAAAAAGCUAGUUAUCUUGAAUUAUGAAGAAGAGUAUUUUGAUGGUAUUAAAUCAGAACAUAUUUGUGAAGAGAAUGCAAAUGCAUACCAACAAGACAAUAAUGGUGGAUCAUGUUCAGGAGAGAUUCCAAGCUUCCAAGCUCUGGAGGCAGAUAAAGGAUUUUUAAAGCACUGUAUCAUAUUCUUGAGGAAAGGGGAUAAGGAUUUAGAUCUUAUCCAAGAAAUUUUGCAGCAUCUUCGUGAUCAUAGGAAUGUGGAACUCAGAAUCAUGAACAUUGGAGAAACUCCUGUGUAAGAACUCAAUUAGUUAUUCCAAACAGAUAAUUGGUGAGACAAUACAUUAGAGUAUUAUAGAUUUAUAUUGUUUAUAAGUUAAGAGAGCAUUUACUGAUGUAUUGAGGCCUUGCUAAUCGUAGCUAUAACAUCUAUGCUAUGUUGGAAAUGAUGUAGAAACUGGAAAUGAAGCAUGCAUACACAAGAACAACUUUUGUCCCUACAUAGAUAUGGACAAAUGAAAGUAACUGAUGGAAAGAGAAGAAUCAUGGUAUGGCCAAGUUGACACAAUGGUCAUGGAAAAAACUAACUUUUGUGGGAAAUGUCCAUCAUUACCUUAUGGAAAAAGGUUGAUGAUAUGCAUUAUUAUAUGUUUCUAUGGCAAGGUGAAACCACCAUGGCACUUGUAUUUUAUGAGUAAAGGCCAGGCUAGCAAAGCAGGAGAAAUCCAACUAAGAUUCUGGGGCAGAAUCCAAUAUGUUGUUCAUUAGACAGACAGAAUUAGGGACACUUUUUGUCAGGUUCUCUUUAUCAUCCUUUUGCAUUAUUUCAUCGUAGAGCUUUGUUUGUUUCUAAGUGGGAAAGAGUGAGUCACUUCACUCACUUCUGGUUAAAGUGUUACUUGUGUAGCUUGUCGUAGAGAUAAGUGUUAAUGUCUAGUUUGUUAGAAAUUCAACUGUAAAUUCAAGUUU
This is a messenger RNA of Vigna angularis (adzuki bean), 2992 nucleotides long. RefSeq names its product myosin-binding protein 2. NCBI's taxonomy places the organism in Eukaryota, Viridiplantae, Streptophyta, Magnoliopsida, Fabales, Fabaceae. Bases 106 to 2322 code for a protein of 738 amino acids. Gene Ontology annotation, molecular function: myosin binding. The transcript is spliced from 4 exons. The record is from RefSeq and is a predicted model, not a curated record.